Molecule: messenger RNA, 2340 nt
Organism: Gordionus sp. m RMFG-2023
Lineage: Eukaryota; Metazoa; Nematomorpha; Gordioida; Chordodea; Parachordodidae
Product: NADPH--cytochrome P450 reductase-like
Exons: 16
Coding region: 37-2118 (693 amino acids)
Biological process (GO): response to hormone
Cellular component (GO): cytosol
Molecular function (GO): flavin adenine dinucleotide binding; NADPH-hemoprotein reductase activity; FMN binding
Source: RefSeq, a predicted model, not a curated record
AUAUUUUUAAAAUUUAUUAUUAAUUUGUCACGAAAUAUGGAAAAUAAUUCUCAAGGGCCUUUAAUAGGGGUGGGAGAUGUUAUAUUGUUAUCAGCCUUCUUUAUUCUCGGAUAUUAUUAUAUCUUCUAUCGUAAAAAAAAUUCACAACAGAUUUCUACCACUUCAUUUUCAUUAAUCACGUCGAAUGCUGUUUCUACAGGUACCGAAAGUGUCAUCACCAAACUCAAAUCUGGGGGCAAGAAUUUUUUCGUGUUUUACGGUUCUCAAACGGGAACAGCUGAGAGUUUUGCUAAUCGACUAGUACAAGAUGCGCGUAAAUACGGACUCAAAAGCAUAGCAGUUGACCCUGAGGAAUGUGACAUAGACGAAAUACCCGAACUUAUUUCGAUUGAAAAUAACAUAGUAUUGUUCAUAAUGGCCACAUACGGUGAAGGGGACCCAACGGAUAAUGCUAGAGAUUUAUACGAAUUGUUAGAAAACUCUCCACCCGUUUUAAACGGACUUAAUUACUCGGUUUUUGGUUUAGGUAACAAAACGUACGAACAUUACAAUGCUAUGGGUAAAUUUUACGAUAAGAAACUCGAAGAAUGCGGUGCUAAGCGCAUAAGUGAACUGGGAUUAGGAGAUGACGAUUCCUGUAUUGAAGAAGAUUUUAUGGGUUGGAAGGAAAAAUUUUGGGAAGCCGCUGAAAAGUUAUAUGAUCUAACACUUAAAGCUGGUGAUGGAAACAAUCGUCAAUAUAAACUGGUCACCUAUAAAUCUGAUGAAUUACUACCAGAAAAAAUAUUUACAGGAGAAUACGCAAGAUUGGGAUCAUAUAAAAAUCAAAAAAUACCUUAUGAUUCCAAAAAUCCCUUUUUAGCUUCGAUCCAAGUUAACAAGAACAUUUUUAAAAGCCAGGAAAGAAAGUGCAUGCACAUUGAAUUAGAUAUAACUGGAUCACGUCUCAAAUAUGAACCAGGUGACCACAUAGCUAUAUACCCCCAAAAUGAUAAAGACUUAGUGGAUAGUAUAGGUCAUGCACUGAAUAUUGAUUUGGAUCAAAUUAUUUCGCUUGUCAACUUAGAUGAUGAGUCAAACAAGAAAAAUCCAUUUCCCUGCCCUUGUAGUUAUAAAACCGCGUUGACUUAUUACCUAGACAUUACUUCCCCAUUGAGAACAAACGUUCUUAAAGAUCUCGCUAAAUACACGAUGGAUGAAAAGGAAAAAGAUGAACUGCUUUUAAUGUCACAGUACAUUCCGGAAGGUAAGCUCAUGUAUGCAGAAAAGGUUAUAAAAGAACAUUUAGAUAUCUUAUCUUUGCUACAAAAUUAUCCUUCCUUAAAGGCCCCGUUGGAUCAUAUAUGCGAAUUGUUACCCAGAUUGCAACAACGUUAUUAUUCGAUUUCAUCAUCUCCGAAAAUAUAUCCGGACUCGAUUCAUAUAACUGCCGUUGUCUUAGAAUGGAAGACUCCUUCGGGUAAAAUUGUAAAAGGGGUCGCCACUAAUUGGCUAUCUCAAAUAAUCGCUUCUUCAAGUAAUUCAAAACAAAUUACACGCGAAAAUGACCUGCCAAAUUCAAUGAAUAAAGAAAACUAUGGUGAUCACAAAAAUAUAUCGACAAAAAUUCCUAUUUAUGUGAGGAGAUCACAAUUUAAAUUGCCUCUGAAAAAAAAUUUACCAAUAAUUAUGAUAGGACCAGGUACAGGAUUGGCUCCGUUUAGGGGAUUUUUGCAGCAUAAAAAGUUUUUCAAGGACGAAGGUAAACCGAUGGGCCAAAAUAUACUCUUUUUUGGAUGUCGCAAUAAAAAAAAUGAUUACAUCUAUGAAGAAGAGCUAGGAACCUAUAAGGAAGACGGAGUCCUAUCUGAACUUUUUGUCGCAUUUUCUCGAGAUCAACCGCAAAAAAUAUAUGUUACCGACUUGAUGAAGCAAAAUAGAUCCCUUAUUUGGGAUAUAUUGGACAAGAAAUUAGGUCAUAUUUAUAUAUGUGGUGACGCAAAGAAUAUGGCUAAAGAUGUUAACAAUAUAUUACUUAAUAUUUGCGAAAAUGAGGGUAAAAUGACGGAAAAGGAAGCUGAAGUCUACAUAAAAAAUCUGCACACUAAAUCUAGAUAUCAAAGUGAUGUUUGGAGUUAAAUAUUUACCCGAAUCUUAUAAAUAGAAUCUAGUCCCCGAGAGUUAUAAAAACAAGGUUUAUAUGCAAUUAAUUUUAUAGAAAUCAUUUUUUUAACGAUAAAAAUUUUAAUAUUUGGAAUUCUUUUUGAUAAAAUAUUUUUUAAUCAUGUAGUAAUGAAUAGUCAAUUUUAUUUUGAUUUUAUAAUUUUAACAUUAUAGCGCAAAAAAUAUAACGUUGAUUUU